CUCAGAGACCCGUCGAUCGGUCGAGGAAUAGACGGGUACCCAAGACGGCAAGGUUGCUCGUGUGCCUUCCCAGGUCCUGGCAGCACCAUCCGGCGAGGGGGUGAGGACGCUGGCCGCCUGUUUUAUGACUGCAAGGAACACUGGCUGUUUUUAUUUUGAUUUCUUCUUCACUGGAUAUACAUGCCCACGAUAUUGAGCGCAGGAAAGCGGCACGCCGGUGAACGAGCACAACGUUUUCGAUGGGGAAAAUAAGUUGAAGGCUUCGGAAGAAUGUUUUCCUUGUUUCAGGAAAACGGAUUGCUCAGCGUGAUGGGUGUUUCGAGGGGAUUUUGACAUUUGGAGCGGAUCUGGAGCUAUCCAUCUACAGCUUCGGGCUCGAGCGCAACUGAAAGCGACAACAGAGCGCCAUACUGCAAAACAAGCUUCCCGGAUCGAUACAGUGUAGCAGUCUUUUCGCACGGGAGAAUUGCGCGUUUUCAUGUAAAUGUAAACAAGUAAGCUGGCGAGCAAGUACCAAGUCAGCAACGGUGGCCUGAUUGAGAUCCACGUAACUUCUGCAAACUGCAUGCAGCCCUGGCGGUGGAAACAGGGCUGGAUGAGCCCAAAAUGGCAAAUAUGAAGAAAUCUAAAAGAUGAAUGUUGCAUUUCCCCCGUAACUUGUGCUAUACACCUGAUUUCCCUUUCCAUACAAGCCCGAGUUUCGAGCGAAGCAAGGUGCUCCUCAUGCCUCCAACAUGAGGGAGAUUUAAGGCCGCGCGGAAUUGAUUUAUUAUGGGGGGAGCGCAUUAUUUUGAUUUGAUCCCUCUCUCCUUUUUUACUUUUCUUUUGUUUACCCUCCGCGAGGGCUUUCUCGAAUGUCCGCGGUAGUCAUUUUGCUAGUCUGGAACGUAUAACGCGAAAGAUCCUCCAAAGUAGGUCAGAUCAAAGCUGGAGAGUUGUUAGUAUGACACCUUUUCGCGCUCAUUUCGAUGUAUGCCGGACAUUUCUGCUUUGAUUUGACCCGUCGUUUGGCUCGAUGACAGCCAAAUGAGAGUUUGACAUCUUGGCAGCCUCCCUCUCCAUCUCGUUCGCCUCUUUGUGUUUUGUUUUACCAACUCUCAUUUCGGGCUGUUGAGUGAGUGAAUGGCUCUGUGCGGAACGACGGCUUCCAAUGCCGCGAAAAUGAUGGCUGCGUACAACGGCGGCACCGCGGCAGUGGCGGCGCAUCACCCGCACCAUCACCACCAGCUGCCCCAUCUCCCGCCACCCGCCCACCUCCACCACCAUCACCACCCGGGCCAGCAUCACCUCCAGCACCCCGGCUCGGCCGCCGCGGCGGCGGUGAUGCUGAACCCGAGCCAGCAGCAGCCGUACUUCCCCUCGCCCGCUCCUGGACAAGCUCCGGGGCCGGCGGCCGCUGCAGCCCCAGCGCAAGUUCAAGCCGCCGCCGCGGCCGCCGUGAAGGCGCAUCACCACCACCACCACCAGCACUCGCAUCACUUACAACAGCUGGAUAUAGAGCCGGACAGACCGAUCGGAUACGGAGCUUUCGGUGUGGUUUGGUAAGCGUUUAAAUACCAUUCUAAC
Sinocyclocheilus rhinocerous is the source of this 1566-nucleotide messenger RNA. RefSeq names its product serine/threonine-protein kinase NLK-like. The transcript is spliced from 2 exons. The record is from RefSeq and is a predicted model, not a curated record. Lineage: Eukaryota; Metazoa; Chordata; Actinopteri; Cypriniformes; Cyprinidae. The coding region runs from base 1123 to 1545 and encodes 140 amino acids.